Molecule: messenger RNA, 753 nt
Organism: Cyphellophora attinorum
Lineage: Eukaryota; Fungi; Ascomycota; Eurotiomycetes; Chaetothyriales; Cyphellophoraceae
Exons: 2
Coding region: 1-753 (250 amino acids)
Source: RefSeq, a predicted model, not a curated record
AUGUCAAAGCUCGAGGCCGCCCGCGAGCAAUUCAGUGCCCAAUACGGACGUUCACACAACACAUUGCUGAACUCCAUCCCUCAGUCGUUGACUAAACGCACCAUAUCCGCCGCGGAUCGCUUGUCUGCUGCACGCGAUCAGCUCGAAGCCGACCUCUCUUCCCUCAACAAGCGGAUCGCCAUGCCCGAGUCACCACGAGAGGCCCUUGCAGCCGCCAAGGCUCAACUUGCGGACGCCUACAACCAUCCAUCUCUCAACAAACGAAUGGCCAUGCCAGAGUCACCGCGCGAAGCGCUCGCUGCUGCUAAAGCCCAACUUGCCGAUGCUUAUAACCAUCCCUCCCUUACCAGGCGUGACGAUGAUUCCGCACCAACAGGGGGUGUUGCGGACAUGCCGACGAGCACCAUGCAGAAGACCGUCAUUCCUUUAGUCAUUGGUAUUGUCCUAAUCCUAAUCUUCGGUAUCGUCGCCGGCAUAAUCGUCUACAAGCGUCGGCAGAAGAACAAGGCCGCAGAGAACGGCCAGCAUCGUCGCAAAGGUCUCGACAUCGAGGAUGAUGGGGCUGACGAGGACUUUGAGAUGGGGGUCGGACCACGCGUGCAGACUGUUCAUGGCAACACUGCGAAUCGGGCUGGUGGCUGGAGUGACGAUGACGACGUUAGCCCGCCGCCACGGGACCGUGCAAGCAGUUUGAGGAAGGAGGGUGGCGCUGGUACUCAUGUUCGCGGGCUUGAUGACAAGGAGUUUGCUUGA